GUUAGCGUCCUGCCGUAUCUGACAAACCUGGUGAUGAGUGAAGACCUGAGAGCUCAACCAGACCAGCUGAUGGCUGAAUACUAGUACAGCACUGGAUAAUUUUUAAACAUGAUAAAUUUGCCAUUUACAGUCAGGCUUCAGGAGGAGUCUGUUUGAGAACCCAAAGUGGCUACCAUGAACACUGCGGCGCUUCAGCGUCCGGAGGCUCCGAGCUCUUUGUGAUGGUACCAGGGAAGAGGAAGACUGCGGUAAAAAAGAAAACCAACCUCCGUCCAUGCCAGUUAAAAACAGCUGGAAUGGAGAAAGUUUCCGGUGAAAUGUUCUUCAUUCUUGCUGGAUUGAAUGAGACAAGGGGAGACAAAAACAUCUACUUUGGCUUUUCUUUUGUGUCCUACCUCUGUACGCUUUUUGUAAAUCUGUCUCUCAUACUAAUCAUUUCCACAGAGAAGAUUCUCCAUGAGCCCAUGUUCAUCUUCCUGUGUAAUCUCUGUGUUAAUGGCAUUUUUGGGGCUACUAGUUUCUACCCCAAGAUUCUCAUUGACCUCAUGUCAGAUUCUUACGUUAUUUCAUACACCGCAUGUAUAGUUCAAAUUUUUGCAGUCCACACUUAUUUCAUGUCUGAACUGACCAAUCUGACAGUGAUGGCUUAUGACAGGGCAUCCAUAAGAUCCAGGGCAGAACAGAAGAAGUUCAUGGAGACCUGCCUGCCCCACCUGCUCACUCUGAUAAACUUCAUUCUGUCUAUCUUUUUUGACGUCAUGUACGCACGCUAUGGCUCCAGCAGCAGCCUUCUGCCCCUCCGUAACGUGCUCUCUAUAGAGUACCUCGUCGUUCCUCCCCUGUUGAACCCCCUCAUUUACGGCCUCAAGCUGAAGCAGAUUCGUCGCAGUGUCUGGAGGCUGCUGUAUAGAAAAGUCAGUGUGCUGACAUAGAUCUCUCGUUAACUGUUACGGAAACUAUGAAAGUGGAUCAACAUUUUGUCUGACUGUUGGCGUAUCUCUUCUCUGUGAAGUUAUUAAAAUCAUAUUUAGAUACCAUGUCUGUAAGGUAGUGAUGUCAGGAACAUGUGCGCUGAUUCCCUCUUCUCCGUGUGGGGGGGGCUCUGCACUCCCUGGGCUGCUCUGGUUUCCCCUGGAUGCUGAGGAUUCCUAGUUCUGUCCAAUCAUAUGAAGUGAGGGGAUCUGGCGUCUCUAAAUCACCCAGAGCAUGUGACUGUCUGAGAGUGUCAAUAAGCGCAUGUUUCAGUGAACUGGAGUCCCAUCCAGUAUCUACCCUGGCCUGGUGCCAUAUUCUCCCUGUGAUUGGCUUCAGCCCCACCCUGCCACAACCCACAACACGUCUGUUGCUGCUGUGUUGGUAAAGAUUAGUCUUCUCACAGCUCAGGGCUAAAAGGUAAAGAACGUUGCAGUACAUAGAAUGCAGCUCAGUGCACACCGCAUUUUGCAGUGACGACAGCACUAAGCAAUGUGUGGGCCUACAGCUGCCUGCCAAAGGGUGAAGAGGCAGUGAUAUUUACCAAGCUGCUUAUUUUUGUGAGGUGAUUAAAAAAGUGUAUGGUCUCCUUGGUAACAGUCCCAUAGGUAACAUUUCCCCAUUAAAAUUAAAUCUUGGAAUAAUCACCCGCAUGAUUGUUGAAUAUUAUUUGCACAGUGUGGGACCUCAUUUUAAUAAAGUUUC
Molecule: messenger RNA, 1677 nt
Organism: Brienomyrus brachyistius
Lineage: Eukaryota; Metazoa; Chordata; Actinopteri; Osteoglossiformes; Mormyridae
Product: olfactory receptor 51E2-like
Exons: 2
Coding region: 222-932 (236 amino acids)
Biological process (GO): G protein-coupled receptor signaling pathway
Cellular component (GO): membrane
Molecular function (GO): olfactory receptor activity
Source: RefSeq, a predicted model, not a curated record